Lotus japonicus is the source of this 1423-nucleotide messenger RNA. Its product is annotated as ALA-interacting subunit 3-like. The transcript is spliced from 8 exons. The coding region runs from base 140 to 1171 and encodes 343 amino acids. Gene Ontology annotation, cellular component: plasma membrane; Golgi apparatus; endoplasmic reticulum. NCBI's taxonomy places the organism in Eukaryota, Viridiplantae, Streptophyta, Magnoliopsida, Fabales, Fabaceae. The record is from RefSeq and is a predicted model, not a curated record.
UCUUUCAAUCUUCAUUCAUUCGUUGAAUUUUUCUUCUUCUUCGUUGUUCUCAAUUUCUCUUCUGCGUUUCUUGAAGCUUUUUCGAAAAACUCCAAGUGUUCGAUCGAAUUGAAUUGGAUUGGAUUGUGCUUCUUCGUUCAUGGCUACUCCCAGCGCAGGAUCGAACGACCCCACUGCUGCUACCAGAAGACAAACCAAGAGACCCAAGUAUUCUAAGUUUACGCAACAGGAACUUCCAGCAUGCAAGCCGAUUCUUACACCACGAGCGGUUAUUUCAGCGUUCUUGAUUGUGACCAUCGUAUUCAUUCCUAUCGGAGUUGCUUCCUUGAUUGCUUCACGAGAUGUUGUUGAAAUUAUUCAUCGGUACGAGGCAGAUUGUGUACCAGGAAACUGGUCGUCGGACAAAGUAGGAUACAUUCAGAGUUCUGCUGAUAAAACAUGCACGAGGGAGAUACAUGUGGAGAAGCGUAUGAAGUCUCCUAUUUAUGUUUACUACCAGCUUGACAACUUUUACCAGAAUCAUCGCCGGUAUGUUAAAAGCCGAAAUGAUGAGCAAUUAAGGGAUUCUUCAAAGGCAAACUCAACAAGUGGUUGUAAACCUGAAGAUUAUGUAAAUGGAGUACCAAUUUUACCUUGUGGGCUUAUAGCUUGGAGCAUGUUCAAUGAUACAUACAGUUUCUCCCGCAACAACAACAAUUUGACAGUGAACAAGAAAGGCAUCUCAUGGAAGAGUGACAGGGAGCACAAAUUUGGAGAUGAUGUUUUCCCUAAAAAUUUCCAGAAUGGUACUAUUAUAGGCGGUGCUCAUCUUAAUGAAACAAUACCAUUGAGUGAGCAGGAGGAUCUUAUUGUUUGGAUGCGAACUGCUGCUUUGCCCACUUUUAGGAAACUAUAUGGGAAGAUUGAGAUGGAUUUGGAGAAAGGUGAUGUCAUAAAAGUGGUAUUGCAGAACAACUACAACACGUAUAGUUUCAAUGGCAAAAAGAAGCUUGUACUGUCAACUACUAGCUGGCUUGGUGGGAAAAAUGACUUUCUUGGCAUUGCCUAUCUCACUGUGGGAGGACUGAGCUUCUUUUUGUCUAUGGUUUUUACCAUUGUAUAUUUUGUCAAGCCAAGGCAACUUGGAGAUCCAUCGUAUUUGUCAUGGAACAGGAACCCAGGAGGUCACUGAGCAGAGAAACUAGUUGUGAUUUGGUCUUCCACGAUUGCAUAUUCUACAGACUACAGUGGCAGUAUAAUUUUGUACAUCGAUGUUACUAAUACAUAUUAGGAGUUCUUAUCCACCCCUUCCCAAAAAGAUUAUUUUUAUUUAUUUUGUCUUCUGCCUCAGGAUUGGAAUAUCUUUGUAUAUUCUGAAAAAUAGUGACCGAUAUACAUGUACUUACUUUUCAUACUACUUGGAAAACAUAUUCUGUUUGCUACA